AUGUUUGUCCUUUAUACACAGAUGUCAUGGUUAAGCUACAUGUUGCCAAGCAACCACAGAAAAACCUUAAUGAGAAACUUUAAAGAGGUUAUGUUCUUGAUAUGUAAGUAUUCCCUCUACGUUACAAUGAUAGCAGCAUUACCAUUAGAGAUCCUCAUACACCUGGCAACAUAUGUUGAAAAAGAAGACCGCCUUAACUGUGCCCUGGUCUGCAAUCAGUGGACAGAACCAUUUUUAGACGCUUACUGGGCUAGAAUUGAUAUUGACAACAAUACUCUACAAAAAAUGUUCAACAAAUUCAGUCAAACAAUAAAAGAGUUGGCUAUGAGUAAUAUAGAUAUGAAAUACUAUAGGCAUAUUCCUAUAUUACAGCAAAAAUAUUCCAGAAUAAAGUAUUUUUUCUGGGGUGAGUUUCUAAUAGACGACUCCGUUAAAACAAAACUUGAUUGGAGUCUUUGGGAAACAUUGUCACACCUGGAAAUACAAUUUUAUCGCAAAGAGCUUGUACUGGAAACUAUCUUCGAACAACUUUCAGUAUUGACUUGCCUUGUUCACCUCGAGAUCUCCAGAGCGCACUCUAGCGAAGAAAACUUCAGCACCUAUCUGACCGACUUUGAAUCGCUUCACCGCCACUUGCCACGGCUGGAAUAUAUUGACAUACAUACCUUUAUUAAACCAAUACACGAAAGAGAAAUAGAAAUGAUAAGAAGAGUCGAGCCAGCACACAGUAUCAGAACGGUGAUUUUUUCUUCUGAUGCUAUUGACACACUGUGGAUAUUUUACUUUGCGCACAAGUAUCCCAAUCUUCUCAGCUUUGAUUUAGCCUACCAUGCACCCCCGCGCAGUUUGAUUCCAAGAUCUUGCGAAGACCCGCAGUAUCAGAGUCGACUUCAAAUACUGCUAUCUCUCAAACAAUUCUUUCCUUGUCUACAAAUAACAAAAACAAUUACCCGCAAUAAUGAGUUCUGGUUACAUAGAAUAUUUCAUGACGCCCUUCAACAUUUCAACGUAAAGAUUAAGUAUCCCAAAAUUACUUAUUUUGGUGAAACUUUAGAAGAGAAUGAUAUAAGCGAUUGGAUCAAAUACUUUUCUGAAUCGGCAAUUUUUUUACAUGUUUCCUCCAUAUUUGCCGUACGUGCAGAAGCCAAACUACUCGUACCUUGCCACAAGUUGACUGUAUUGUACAUUAACUAUACUACUAUGCUCGAUAUGGAAAAUAUUUUGGAUAAUUGCCCAGUCUUGCAAUCAUUAUAUAUAUGUUAUUCAUAUAUUUGCUCCCCCGAGUAUCCACAGCCUACACACUUACCACACUCAUUGCAAAAACUGGAUAUUAAGCAUACAAAAAUGAAUUCACAUACUUUUAAAUACAUAUCUUUCCGUUGUGAGCAACUGAAAUACAUGAAAUUGGAGGAUAUCAGACUAUAUCAUUCUGACUCUGAAGAAACCGGGCAGCUCCUAGUGGAUAUGCCUUUUUCGCAACUAAAAAUAUUAAGUACAUCCGAUAUCACGUUUUUUUUUGAAAACAAUUUUUUAUAUGCUUACAAAUGUGUUAAGCAUUUUGUCAUUGAGCAACUGAAAAAUGUCAGCAUCAACCGAUUGGACCAAAGUAAUCAGGAACGGACACCUCUAUCAAAUUGGUACCAUGUGUGUAUUGACGAAACAAACGGGAAAGAAAGAAUCUUUGCAUGGGAACUUGGAAAACGUGACAUUGAAUUUGCACAGAGAUACUACAAAGACUUCCGACGAAGAAGCCAGCAGGAUAAGGAACGAAAUGACAUGGAGGAAUUUGGCAAAGGUUAUAAAAUCAAGAGGUUUUGGAAAAGAGAUCUUAAGGAUUGUGUCUUGAUAUUUCGAUUCAAAUCUGUUGAAGACUGUUCUAUUGAAGAAAGUAGUAUAUUUAAACAUGUUCAUUCAAGAUUAGGAUCAGGAUCAGGAUCCGGGUCAGAAUAG
Molecule: messenger RNA, 1950 nt
Organism: Phycomyces blakesleeanus NRRL 1555(-)
Lineage: Eukaryota; Fungi; Mucoromycota; Mucoromycetes; Mucorales; Phycomycetaceae
Exons: 5
Coding region: 1-1950 (649 amino acids)
Molecular function (GO): protein binding
Source: RefSeq, a predicted model, not a curated record